AUGGCGUGGUCUAGUUUGCGUAGCAUUCCGGGUAACAUCUGUUUGCAUCUCCCGCAACAUCUAGAUACAGGAAGGGUUGCAUGUGGUUUCAACAGCCUUUGCUCGAUUGGAACUGACCGGAGCUGCAGACGGAAUUUCACCGAGCAAGAUUGUAAGGAUGAAUCUCGAGGUGAUGAGGCUUUCACGAUGCACGAAAUGCUCAACACUAACUGGAUUGAAAAAGAUUGUUGGAAGAAAAGAUAUCCGCUUUUAAACGGGAGGACAGAUCCAACAGAAACAGCGAAAGCAUUUUUGAAAAUAAGUACUACCACUAAUACUACCAUGCCUCGGUCUCAAGCUGGUGAAAACAGAAAAAAUCAAUCUAGUCUAAUCAUUUCUGUUUCUAAGAAAGCUACAAACGGAUUUGAGGAAGAGUUAGGAACCGGUGCCUUAUCAACAGUUUACAAAGCGAUUCUUAAUGACGAAAAUGGGAAAAUAGUUGAUGUCAAGAAACUACAAAAGACAGUAACAGAAGGAGAACAAGGAUUCCUAGCUGAAGUGAAUUCAAUCAGUAGGAAUAAUCACAAGAACUUGGUCCAACUCCUUGGGUUCUGCAAUGAAGGCCAACACGGGCUUUUGGUAUAUGAACACAUGGAAACUGGAUCAUUAGCAGACUUGCUAUUCAAAGAUUCUAGGCUUAAUGAAGGUUUGACAGCAACAAUAGCAGGUUUCGGAAUAGCCAAGCUUAUGAGGAAAGAUCAGACUCGAACAACCACUAAGAUACGUGGGAUAAGAGGGUAUGCAGCCCCAGAGUGGUUCAGGAACAUGCCUAUAACUGUCAAAGUGGACGUGUACAGCUUUGGAAUCUUGCUUUUAGAGCUGAUUUGCUGCAGAAAAAGUUACAAGCAAGACGUGGCGAAUGAGAAUGAAAUGAUACUCGCGGAGUGGGUUUGUGAUUGCUACAGGAGAAAAGAGUUGCAUUUACUCGCGGGUGAUGAUGAAGAGCCCAUAGAAGAUAUCAAGAGGUUCGAGAAGUUGUUGAUGGUUGCUAUUUGGUGCAUUCAAGAAAAUCCAGCAUUAAGGCCUAGAAUGAAGAAAGUCAUGCUAACACUUGAAGGUUCUGUUGAAGUCUCAAUCCAUCCAGACCCUUUUUCCUUUAUCUGA
This is a messenger RNA of Capsicum annuum, 1143 nucleotides long. RefSeq names its product G-type lectin S-receptor-like serine/threonine-protein kinase LECRK2. Gene Ontology annotation, biological process: protein phosphorylation. The record is from RefSeq and is a predicted model, not a curated record. NCBI's taxonomy places the organism in Eukaryota, Viridiplantae, Streptophyta, Magnoliopsida, Solanales, Solanaceae. The transcript is spliced from 5 exons. Bases 1 to 1143 code for a protein of 380 amino acids. Gene Ontology annotation, molecular function: ATP binding; protein kinase activity.